This is a messenger RNA of Ipomoea triloba (trilobed morning glory), 1381 nucleotides long. RefSeq names its product cyclin-D3-1-like. The record is from RefSeq and is a predicted model, not a curated record. Gene Ontology annotation, molecular function: cyclin-dependent protein serine/threonine kinase regulator activity. Gene Ontology annotation, biological process: mitotic cell cycle phase transition; regulation of cyclin-dependent protein serine/threonine kinase activity. Bases 146 to 1183 code for a protein of 345 amino acids. Lineage: Eukaryota; Viridiplantae; Streptophyta; Magnoliopsida; Solanales; Convolvulaceae. Gene Ontology annotation, cellular component: cytoplasm; cyclin-dependent protein kinase holoenzyme complex; nucleus. The transcript is spliced from 4 exons.
UCUCCUCUGUUUUUAAGAACAAAGUGCAUCAAAUCUCUCUCCCUCUCUCUCUCUCUUCCUCACAAACUGGAAACAAAUGGGACAGAAGACUGUCAGUCUGAGCAGAGCGUAAUUUAAGGCUUGUUUGCCAAAGAAGAAGAAGAAUAUGGGUACCCAAUCUUCAUUCUUGCUGGAUGCUCUCUACUGCGAAGAAGAAAGGUGGGGAGAAGAAAUGGAAGAAGCGUUUGAUGAAACUGAGGAUUCUGAAACAACCACCUUAACAACAGCAACUGAUACUCCUCUUCUUCUUGUUCCUCUGCUCUUGCUGGAGCAAGACAUGUUCUGGGAAGACGAGGAGCUUCUAUCUCUCUUCUCUAAAGAAAAACACACUCAUUUCCUCUCAGAAAACCUACAAACUGACCUUUCUCUGUCUCUGGCGAGAACAGAAGCGGUCCACUGGAUCCUUAAAGUCACUUCCCACUACGGAUUCUCCGCCUUGACUCCAAUCUUGGCCGUCAAUUAUCUCGACAGAUUUCUCUCCACCCUUCACUACAAGAAAGACGAGCCGUGGAUGAUUCAACUCGCCGCCGUGACUUGCCUUUCCUUGGCAGCGAAAGUUGAGGAAAUCCAUGUCCCCCUUCUUCUAGAUUUCCAGGUGGAGGAUGCAAAAUAUGUGUUUGAAGCGAAGACCAUACAGAGAAUGGAGCUUCUGGUGCUUUCCACGCUGAAAUGGAGGAUGAACCCAGUCACCCCACUCUCAUUUCUUGAUCACAUUAUAAGGAGACUUGGAUUGAAGAACCAUCUUCACUGGGAGUUCUUCAGAAGAUGCGAGUGUCUCCUCCUCUCUCUCAUUCCUGAUUCAAGAUUGGUACGAUAUUUGCCCUCUGUAUUGGCCGCUUCAACCAUGCUUCACGUCAUUCGUCAAGUUGAGCCUUGCAAUGCCGACCAUUACCAAAACCAACUUCUAGGUGUCCUCAAAAUCAACCAGGAGAAAGUGGAGGAUUGCUACCAAGUCAUCAAAGAUUUGACAAACAAGAAGCGCAAACACAAUAACAACGUUAAUGAAGAUGUUCCGAGCAGCGGCCCAGGUUGUGUGAUUGACCCAAAUUUCAGCUGCGAAGAAAGCUUAUCAGAUGAAUCAUGGGGGCCGGGGGGCAUAGAGCCGCUCAUGAAGAAAAGCAGAAUCCAAGAGCUAGUUAUAUGAUUUGAUGGUAGCACGGUUCAAUCAAAUUAAGAUUUGUUUUAGAAAUGAUUGGUUGAGCAACAAAAUUAAAUUGUAUGCGUGCGUGCUUAAGUGGCCUAAACUCCACGCUCUCGUCUCGUCUCGUCUUCUACAGACAUAAAAAUGGAGAAAAGACAAAAAUAGCAAUCAAGAAUAUGAAUAUAUGUGCACUCCAUCUCC